Molecule: messenger RNA, 8065 nt
Organism: Anguilla anguilla (European eel)
Lineage: Eukaryota; Metazoa; Chordata; Actinopteri; Anguilliformes; Anguillidae
Product: E3 ubiquitin-protein ligase CBL-like
Exons: 16
Coding region: 1-2715 (904 amino acids)
Biological process (GO): negative regulation of epidermal growth factor-activated receptor activity; cell surface receptor signaling pathway
Cellular component (GO): membrane raft; plasma membrane
Molecular function (GO): SH3 domain binding; receptor tyrosine kinase binding; phosphotyrosine residue binding
Source: RefSeq, a predicted model, not a curated record
AUGGCAGGAAAUCUAAAGAAAGGCGGGGGGCUAAUCGGGAUGAUGAAGGACGCUUUUCAGCCUCAUCACCACCACCUUCAUUCCCAUAAUCAGCCGGGGACCGUGGACAAAAAAACGGUGGAGAAAUGUUGGAAACUUAUGGACAAGGUGGUCCGACUUUGCCAGAACCCAAAGCUGGCGCUGAAGAACAGCCCGCCCUACAUCCUGGACCUGCUGCCAGACACCUACCAGCACCUGCGCACUAUCCUGUCCCGCUACGAGGGCAAGAUGGAGACUCUGGGCGAGAACGAGUACUUCCGCGUCUUCAUGGAGAACCUGACCAAGAAGACCAAGCAGACCAUCAGCCUGUUCAAGGAGGGCAGGGAACGCAUGUACGAGGAGAACACCCAGCCCAGACGUAACCUGACCAAGCUGUCGCUGAUAUUCAGUCACAUGCUGGCCGAGCUGAGGGCCAUCUUCCCCAAUGGCCUGUUUCAGGGCGACAACUUCAGGAUCACCAAGGCUGACGCCGCCGAAUUCUGGAGGAAGUCUUUCACAGACAAGACCAUUGUACCAUGGAAAAUGUUCCGGCAGGCUCUGCACGAAUUUCACCCAAUCAGCUCUGGCCUGGAGGCCAUGGCUCUGAAGUCCACCAUAGACCUCACUUGUAAUGACUACAUCUCCGUGUUUGAGUUCGACAUCUUCACCAGGCUCUUCCAGCCGUGGUCGUCUCUGCUACGUAACUGGAACAGUCUGGCAGUCACACACCCCGGCUACAUGGCCUUCCUCACCUACGACGAGGUGAAGGCUCGUCUGCACAAAUUCAUCCACAAGCCUGGCAGCUACAUCUUCAGGCUGAGCUGCACGCGGCUGGGCCAGUGGGCCAUCGGCUACGUCACCGCCGACGGCAACAUCCUGCAGACCAUCCCCCACAACAAGCCGCUGUUCCAGGCGCUCAUCGACGGCUUCCGGGAGGGAUUCUACCUGUUCCCUGACGGCCGCACCCAGAACCCGGACCUGACCGGCCUGUGCGAGCCCUCCCCUCAGGAUCACAUCAAGGUCACGCAGGAGCAAUACGAGCUGUACUGCGAGAUGGGCUCCACCUUCCAGCUCUGCAAGAUCUGCGCCGAGAACGACAAGGACGUGAAGAUCGAGCCCUGCGGCCACCUCAUGUGCACGUCCUGCCUCACGGCCUGGCAGGAGUCUGAGGGUCAGGGCUGCCCGUUCUGUCGCUGUGAGAUCAAAGGCACGGAGCCCAUCGUGGUGGACCCCUUCAACCCCAAGGACGGCGGCGGCGGCUUCUCCGCAGCCAUGGGCUCGUACGGGUCCGAGUGCGCCCUGUCGCCUAACUACGACGACGACGACGACGACCGCCUGGAGGACCCCCACCUGAUGAUGAGCAAGCUGGCCUGCUCCAAGGUGGAGCGCCCCCCCUCACCCGUCUCCACGACGCCCCAGGCCUCGCUGCCCCCCGUGCCCCCCCGCCUGGACCUGCUGCCGCCGAGGCCGGGCACCUCCUCGGGGGCGUCCAGCCCGGGCUCCACGUCCAAGGCCUCCUCCCACCACAAAGACAAGCCCCUCCCCCUCCCCCCCGGCUUGUGGGACCUCCCGGCCCCUCCCCCCCCGGAACGCCCGCCCCCGGGGGGUCCCGAGGGCCGGCUCCCGAGACGACCCCUCCCCGGCACCCCGGGGGACCCGCCCCGCGACCAUCUGCCCCCGGUGCCCCCGAACCGCAGCGCGGCUGAGUGGGGCUCCCGGCCCGUGCCCAGGGCCCCCGGCGACCUGCGCGGCGCCCGCGAGCUCUCCAACCGCCACUCCCUCCCCCUGGCCCCGCCCCCGGCGCCGGACAGACGCGCCGACGCCCUGAGGCCCAGCAGCUCCCUCGGCCUGGAGCAGCAGCUGAGUUUCGGCGGCAGUGGCCCCGGGAGGGCGGAGUACGACAUCCCCAAAGUGAAGCCCUCGAACUCGGCCAACGCCAUCUACUCCCUGGCAACCAGCCGGCCGUACCCAGCCUUGACUCCGCUGACCGGCGAGGAGGCGGAGAACGACGAGGAGUCGGAGUACAUGAGCCCCUCCUCCCGCCCCGUGCAUCUCGCCCUGGGAGUGAGCGCAGGCCCCGCCCAGCCCAGCGCGCUCAGCUCGCGGGUGCUGUCGAAUGACUUUGAAGGGGAAGUGCCACAGAUGUACGAAGCCAUGUAUAACAUCCAGUCCCAGGCUCAUUCAGUGUCCCUGUCUGCGCAGGCCCAAGACUCAGAUUACUCCGACCUCCCGCCCUCCGCCAGCACCAACGGCCUCCGGGAGCCUGCCAGCGAUGAGGACGACGACGAUGGUUACGACUUCCCCAAACCGCCGGUGCCCGCCAACCUCGCCCGCCGCACCCUGUCCGACAUCAGCGCAACCUCCUCCAACUUCAGCCGCUUCUCCAUGGACAACGAGCCCAUCUCAGGAGCCUACUUCUCUGAGUCAGGCCACGCCCCCGAGCGCCCGCCCAAACCCCUGCCUCGCAGGAUCAACUCGGAGCGGCGGCCGAGCCCUGUGCCCCCGGCGUGUGGAGGCGGGGCCGGGGGCGGAGCCAGCCCCCAGAUGGCCGACGAGAUCGAGCACCUCAUGAGCCAGGGCUACUCCUACCAGGACAUCCAGAAGGCCCUGAUGAUCGCGCAGAACAACGUGGAGAUGGCCAAGAACAUCCUGCGCGAGUUCGUCUCCGUCCCUUCGGCAGCUCACAUCCUCACAUAGCACCGCCCCUCCAGGCUGCUGAUUGGCUGUCUCCUGCAGCUCUCGCAACCUCAUUGGUUGGUCUGUAACUGAGUGUGCCUACUGAGUGUUAAUGUACUGAAGAUUACAUCAGCACCAUUUAAAUCACACACACACACACACACACACGCAGGGUCAGUCAGACAGAAGCAGAUUCUUAUAAUAUCCUCGUGACUUACCACUCCUACCUAAAGUUUUAUAUUAAUAUGUAUACACACAUGCAGACCCACACUCAUAUGUAUGUACACAGUUUAAAUGUAUGGCUAAAGCCCCCGCUCAAAUGCUGCAUUAAUGAUAUAAAGGUGCGGUUUGGUGUUGUGACAGCGCCCCUCGCAGCCCCUCGGCAGGGGUCUGUCUGUGAUGAGGGACGUUUUGGACAGGGCGUGUCCCGCGGCAGGCUCUGUGAUGGGCAGUUCUGGGACUCCCCUUGCUCCAUUCCUCCCGAGCUGAACCCCAUGUCUGGAGCCUGACCUUUCUUCUGUGUUCCUCUCCUACUGAUUUAGACGGUAGGCUCCUGCGGUGCCGUGCGGCGCUCGGUCUUUGAGGCUUUCUCUAGGACGCUUGGGGCCGUUUAAAGUCACUGCUGUUGUCCAUGUUUAGCUUUGGAAGCGGUGCAGCGUUUGGCUGUGAGAGUGUGGUACGACUGUGAGGUACUGGGGUUCUGUCAUUACUUUCAUUCAGGGCAAAUUGUGGUAGUGGAUGUGAUGUGGCUUCAGAUGAAAUCCGCACCCCGUUGCUAAACGUGCGUUUGUUGCUUGGUAGGGAGCGUGUGUGUUUAAUCUGUACCGGCACCUUCCCCAGAGGCGGGGGCGGGGCCGCUGCACGUAGAAGCGGGCGUGGGAAGCGACUACCGUCUCUGCGAUUGGCUCGCGGUCCUGUCCCUCAUCCUUCACUGAUGAAUGUGUACUUUUUUUAAGAAAAACGCAGUGUGGUGGCUUUUUUUUUUAUAUACAGUAUUUCUGAGCUGUAGUAGUUCCCUCUCUCCCCGUGUGGGGUGCAGAGAGGCUGCUAAUAUCAGAUGGUGUGGAAAUGGCAGAACUAAUAUAUUAACAAACCCCCACCUGCGCUGUCACCUGCGGUUCGGAGACGGCACAGGUGUGCAAGACGCCUUGAAACGUGUUCAGCGCUAGUCCUGUCCUUUAACUUUAACCCUUUACUAACGUUUUAUUUGAGCUCUGUUACUAUUAAUAAAUCAGAAGUGCUUUACUGCUGCUGCUAUGGUUAGUGCUAAACAAAUAAGCCUUAAAUGUACAUUUGUGAAUAAACUGGUGUAAUUAUUGCUUUUUUAAAGUGACAGUAUCUCUUGUUUUUCUUUUUUUUCCCCAUAGCAUACUUGAAGAAAUGUUAAGAGCAUGUGAAUCUAUUUUGUGCCCGAGUCGAUAGAUUAUCAUUUUUUUCCUACCUGCAUAUUUAUAUGUACUGAGGAGUGCUGCAUUGGACUGAAAGGGUCCACUUUCUGAUCAUCUUUUACUUAUUACUUACUGCAGCAAAAAAUAGAUGAAUUAGUAAGAAAGGAAUGAGAAAAGAUUAAUAAAAAUAAAUACAGAUUUUGGUCAUUAGGUAGAAAGCAGCGCGGAUGUAGGCACUACCUCAUAGACUCUCUUUGACUUGUUUUGCUGUGGAGGAGAACAGAAGCACUGAUGUUUCCUACAUUAAGCUUUUUCCAGCUGUCACGGUAACCAUGAAAUGCCUUAGGAUGCCCACAUUCCUUUUCAGCCAGGUCUCCGCCCCUUUCUCCUGGUCCCUUCACCUCGUCCCAGUGCUCUUCAUUAGCUUUGUGUUCGAACCGGUUUCAGUCUGCCGAAAGAUCUCAGCCUGAGCACUUCUUAAAUGUCGCUGCUCAACAUCUGCGCGGCCAUGUUUGGAAACUGACUAAAGAGUGAAUGGAAGUGUCCAUUUUAGUGAAGUGAUACCAGACUAGUUGAGAACCAGUACCUUCCUGCAAAGAAAAAUGUAGCACAUCCACUUACAAUUACGUACAAUAUGAAAUUUGUGAUACAAGAAAUGUAUAUUUUGAAUGUGUCAAUAAAUAGCAUGUUUCUAAGGCACUUUCAAAUAUGUAGUUUGUAUCCGAAUGUGGAAAAAUAGUUUCCUAAUGUAUGAUUUCUCUAUCCGAAUAUUAUGUUUUAUCCAUAAGGGUACUCUGUGUUAAUCACAACAGUUCAUUGGGAAUCAGAAACACUCUUGCAUGCAAAUUACUAAGCCGUCAAUCAUUGGUGUUUUCAAUGUUUUUUGUUUUCAAUGGUGUGGUUUUGAUUAUUUUAGAGAACAAGCACACUUAAUUAACAAAAGCAUCUGCUUAGUUCUCUCUCUUCUCAGGAGAAUAAAAUACCAGUUAAAGUGGCUAUUUGCAGCAAUUCUUCCUCAAAAACUGGUGAAAAUUGUUAACCCAAUCAGGACAACAGUUUUGGAUGAUCAGGAAAAAAACAUUUCUUCUUCUUUUUCUUCCCUUUUCCUGUUCUUUAAAAUGGGCUAAUUUUAACUCAUUUCCUCCUCACAACCCUCGAGAUUUAGUCUAAGGCCAUUUUCAAUCACUGGAAAAUUUUGAUCAGUGGUUAUUUAUAGUAGGUGUGCAGGCUAGACUAAGCCCUGACCUUUUGCUGUGUUCAGACCAAAAGGCUCUUUCAGAUUUUACAGAACUGUAUCACUUUCUUGCCGUCUGUCUCUUUCGCCUUAUGUGUAUUUCAGAUAAAAAUUUAAUAGGACAUUUUAUUUGACUGCAUGUGACUGGGGGAGGGCGCCUUAGAAAGUUGCCAAUGAUUACUCCUCUUCACUGUGCUAAUUAAUGUAAAUAAAAUUUCCGGUUGUGUGUGCCUGUGUGCUUGUGUGUGUGUGUGUACAGUAUAUGAAAAUGUGCAAAGAUACUGUCACUUUAAAACCGUGUGAUAAGUAAACGUACUGAUAAGUGAAAUGAUACAAUGGAAAUGUCAGUUUUUUUGCUUUUCAAGUUAAUGUCAGAAUUUUAUUUUUUACCAACGUUUGCAUUUUUUAUCUAAAUAAUACUGUGAGCAGUGCCAUGAUUUUGUUUAAAAAUAUUUAAGGGCAUCCUUCCUGAAGCAUAGGACAAUGCUUUUUGUUUCUGUGGAAAGUGUGUGAUAAUUGCUUAAUGCUCAAAAUCCUCCCACAUCUUCAAACGUUGCAUACUUACCAGCUGCGCUCUAGUAUAGUAUAUGCCUUAUGUACGCCAUUCUGUUGGGGAACUAAGAUGGCGGUGCGGUCUCACCCACAGAUCAUGUGGUUUGUCACCAUAGUACUUAAUCGCACCCCAAAAUGCAAAUGCUUGACAUUUUUGACUGGUUUCUGACAACCUUAUGAGGAAGAAUCCUAUAUUCUCCUCCCUAAUUUAUUCUUUUGUAGAAAUUAAGUGCAAAUCUGUCAUACAGCUCAAACAGGAAUAUAUAUAUAUAUAUAUAUAUAUAUAUAUGAAUAUAUACAUAUAUACAUAUACAUACAUACAUACAUUCGACCACAAGAGGGAGAUCCUUCCAAAUGUUGCCAGGUGAAUGGCAGCAUUAAGUGCAAAUUUUGUUAUUCAUAAUUCAUAUCAGACCAGUGUGGGAAAACCGAAAUUAAAGUCCUGACGAAUUAGCAGUUUUAAAAUCUGAAUUAAAAGCAUUCAUGACAGAUAAAUACUGUAGAUUCCUGUUCGUUUUUACGGCUGUCGCUCUAAGAGUGUGAAUGCACAUAAACUAGUUGUUUGUGCUCAUGCUGUAGCCCAGUUGCAUAUUAGCCUUAAUGGCAAAUUUAAGGAAGUUCGUCUUGCUCAAUUUUCAAUGUUUUCAAAUAAGGCGGAACUAAGUAGCAAAAAAAAGAACACUUCCUUAAAUGUGGCAUUCAAAGUCAAGGUCAAAUUUCGAAGUGGGUGAACUGAGAUCUGUGGGAAAUGUAUAACUAUGACAUGGGGAUGACAAAAAUAAUUAAACUAAUUAAAAGGAACAGGUGGUAGUGCCAAGCAGUGGAGCAGAGAUUUCUCUUCCUGUCAUUUCCAGCCUACGAUGAAAGUAUUUUAUUUUAUUUAAUGGAAUUGUAUUGCAAUGUUUAUUUUGAAGUUACCUUAUCUGUCAUUAGGCCCAUACAAUCUGGCUUUUCUUGCAUUUUCGAACUGCUUGAAACAAAGAAAGAAUAAUUAGGCUGUCACUGAAUCUGUGCUUUAGUAUACAAAUAAUAUAUACCCUGUAGGCCUUGUAGUCUUGUCAUUUUAUAACCAGAUCCUGUUCCGGCAGACAGGUGUAUAAAGGUCGUAUUUUCUUGAUCCCAUUUCUGGCAGUAGUGGGAAGGCAUAGCUCACUAUGGGCCAGCACACUGCGUACUGUAAGGGAGUCGGUAUCGCCUGGUUACGAGCACUCUUGUGGUCUCUGGUCUCAUUAUACCAGCUCAGGAAGGUGCCAUUGGGAUGGAUUCCCUUUGCUUUGCCUGAGUUAAAAAAAAAAAAUUAAAAAAAAACUUGAAUUCACCUAUGAUGGCCAUUGUCAAGUAGUGCCAUAAUUUCCUUUUAUUUAUUUAAAGUAAAAAGAGUUAUUUUUCUCUCUAAUUUAGUGUGUGGAGCACCCACCGCCACACCCGCUCCCUCUUAUUGGAUUGGUCUUAGAGAGGUGUGGCCAUGUGGGCGUGGUUUCGGAAGGGUGUCACCUGGACAGGUUAGGAUGCUAAGUUUUCCCCGGUACAGACUGGAUUAGACUCUUGUCAGUUCAUACCCAUAUUUUUUCUUUCUUUCUUUCUUUCUUUCUUUCUUUUGUACAUGUUCGAUUUCAGUGUGAAUCCGAUGCAAUGAAGUUGACUGGCAGCUUUAUGUAGAGAGAUAUGGAUUUGAAGCUGUGCGUGUAACUAAAAUGGUAUCAGUUCAUACAGUUGUUGUAGCCAAACAGACUGCAGGGACAACUUUGACUCAAGGAAAAGGAUUGGAGCUUUUUUAAUGUAGGCAGUGUUUUACAGUUAUUACAAUUAUUACUAUAAUUACUAUUGUGCUUAAAGUGAAAUUAAUAUCAGUUCUUAUAUCAGUGUUAUAAUCUUUGGAUGUUUAUCCUACGAUGUCCUUGAAUAUAAAAUAAAAUGUGUGAAUUAUUAAAAAUAUGUGGAUACCUUUAACUUUUUUUAAUCUUACUGCUGCCUGUACAAAGCAGAAAGCGAACUGAAAUAUGAAGUAUAUGAAACCAUUUCCCUUUUCAUAAAGAGUAGCACAAUUUAUUUUUCUUACAUAUUUUUCAUUAUAUUCAUGUCUAGAAAUAACUAAUGUUAUUUAUUAAUUUUUUUAUGCUGUACUCCAAUCCGAGAUGCUUAUUGUUGGUUUUGUUUCUGGAAUUUGCAUCUGCCAUUAAAGAGUUUUUGAAUACUU